CAUCGCUCUUUUUUCUUCUUCAUCCAACAAGCAUGGAUCCAAGUGUUUGGAGCAAAGGUAUGUAUUCUUCCAGCAGCAUUUGCCUCGACGGCUACCCUGCAGAGCACGUCUCCUCUUUUCAACUGGACCCCGAGCUGUUAAAUUCAGAAUUUCCAGAUGUUUCUGUGUCCUUACACAAAGACAGUGAGGACAUAACACUCCCACCGGAGAGUGCAUAUUACAGCCACGAUGAUGCUGGUUCAAGUUUGAUCUGUUCGAGCCGGCUGGAGCUCAGUCCAUCGAGAGACAACACCGCUUUACAUUUACCCACGAGCAUGCACUCAUCUCCUGCAUACAGUUAUUGUGGUCACCAUGAGUGGAACUUAAACAGUGGCCAUCAAGCAAAGCGUGCCAGAGUAGAACAUAUCAUCAAAGGCAUGACCAGCUCUCCUGGUAUGCGCUGCACAGAUGGGAUGGCGAAUCAGCACGAGGAGUCAGACGGCAUGCAGGAAAAUGAAAGGACUCAAGAUCGGGAGCUCGUGGAUCGUGGAUCUGGCUGUCAGACGACAAGAAAGCAGCUUGAGAGUCAGUAUCAGCAGCUCAGACAGCUCAGGACAAGUUUAAACCAUGUGGGUGGAGUAACCGACAUUGCGGACAGUAAAUAUCCCACCUGGAACAGUUCUCCUGAAACAUCUCCAACAUUUACAGAUUCAUACAGUGAGUUCCAGAGCAGCUCAAGCAGAAAAUAUCAAGGAUGGAAGAAGGUGAAGCUGAUGAACUACUUCCAGUCGAAGCCUGAGAGGAUAAAGCUGAUGGCAGAUGUUUUGAAGCACGAACUGAGCAGAGCUGUCAGCAGGAGCGUUGACUCGAUCUUUAGAAGCGUGCCACUUCUACAGACAUCUCCGAAUGACGAGGGGAACGUAGAGACCGACAUGUCUCUUCAGUCAUCGGUUGGUAAAGAUGAGACGCAAGAAGUCCCAGACAUUCAAACCGAAGCUCUGUCUCUGGUUGUGCAAAAGCGUCGGCUGGAAAGAGCCGACAACUUCAUCCUCCAGUCCAGAUCAAGAGCUCCCCAUCGCCCCAAACCUCUGGUCCCCUUCUGCCACGACGCUGCUCUGCAUGAAGAUCAGCCGUCAGAGAAGGAUCACAACACUGGACAUUCCCUCAGGUGCCCGCGAAAGGAGUGCUCUGAGGUCAGUCGAGCAAAGUUUGACAGGCGUUGGAACUCGGUCAAAGUGAGAUCGAAGGUGAACUCCAGAUCCGUCAGACGCCCACAGACUCACACUGUGUCGGUGGGUCCCACGCUGGUGGAAAGCCCGUCUCAUGUCAAGAUUGAGUCCGAUUGCCUGAGGAAGAACAACCUAUACAUGCUGAAUGAGGGUCUGACCACAAACCAUCUGAAGAAAGCAAAGCACAUGUUCUUCUACACCCGCUACCCGAGCUCACUGGUACUGAAGAUGUGUUUCUAUGAUGUGCAGUUCACGCGCUGCAUCACCUCUCAGCUCAUCAAGUGGUUCAGCAACUUCAGGGAGUUCUACUACAUCCAGAUGGAGAAGUUCGCCCGGCACGCUCUCAUAGGAGUGGCUGACGUGAGGAGUCCGACUGUGGGCAGAGAAUCAGAACUUUUCAGAGCUCUCAACAUGCACUACAACAAAGCCAACGACUUCCAGGUCCCUGAUAGAUUCUUGGAGGUUGCCGAGAUUACAUUGAGAGAAUUCUACGUUGCCGUUUCAAUGGGAAGAGAUUGCGAUCCAUCUUGGAAGAAAGCAAUCUACAAAGUGAUCUGUAAACUGGACAGUGACGUUCCAGCUGAAUUCAAGUGUCAUCCCUCUGGAUGAGAACCAACCAGACGACAUCAUGUGC
Molecule: messenger RNA, 1842 nt
Organism: Anarrhichthys ocellatus (wolf-eel)
Lineage: Eukaryota; Metazoa; Chordata; Actinopteri; Perciformes; Anarhichadidae
Product: prospero homeobox protein 1-like
Exons: 4
Coding region: 33-1817 (594 amino acids)
Biological process (GO): regulation of transcription by RNA polymerase II
Cellular component (GO): nucleus
Molecular function (GO): DNA-binding transcription factor activity, RNA polymerase II-specific; RNA polymerase II cis-regulatory region sequence-specific DNA binding
Source: RefSeq, a predicted model, not a curated record